Molecule: messenger RNA, 1673 nt
Organism: Neurospora tetraspora
Lineage: Eukaryota; Fungi; Ascomycota; Sordariomycetes; Sordariales; Sordariaceae
Exons: 4
Source: RefSeq, a predicted model, not a curated record
AUGACAAGAAGGAGCAUUUGGCUCGCUAUCUUGGCGCUAUGCUUGGCCCAAGCUUUCGCUGCGCAGUGCUCGAAUGACAGCUGUCUUAGCGCCAUCCGAACUGCGCCAACUGGCAGAAAUGCCACGGCAGACUGUCUGUCCUUCCUUGCGCAAGCUACCCCCACGGGAAUACCCAGCAGGACGACGACCACGACCACGGUGACCAGCACAAAGAGUGUCGCGACUCUUACACCACAUCGCUCUGCGACCGUUACCAGACAAACAGGGCGAACGAGUCCGAUCACUUCCGAGACCGAGCAUAAUGGAAACCAUAAGCGGACCGAAGUCAAAUACAAUGUUUUCAACGGAAAGGGCUUGGGCUACUUACCCGUACAGGCUCUCCAGGAGCGGCGGAAAAACUGGAAGCAGCGGUUCUCUACGUCCUACGACUUUGUUCACGAGCCGAGUGACUUCUUCCAAAGGAUCAAGCAGUGGUUCGGAGUUGAGCAGCGUCUUCAGGACAGCAACAUUCUCGAUCACCAAACCCUCAACCAUCAAACCAACCGUACAUGUGGUGACCAUUGCAACGCUGACGACGACGAAGGAAUCAUUAUGGGUGAAUACGACGUCGACGCGCAGUUAUCCAGCUGGAAAAACUACAGUUAUUCACUACACAAACUCUACGGCAGCUCUAGCAACAGCAUCUGCGAACAUCACAACUUCAUCCUCUUGGCUCAAUGCCACUACGAGUGCCAAAUAUCCGAUUUCCAUCAACAGCACAGCGUCAUGCUCAUUACUGCCAGGUACUGGCACUGGAGUGGUCAAGACAACCGCGAGCGUCAAAUUCACAAUUCCCAAGAAUAGUACGGCCUCAUGGUACAAUGGGACAUCAACGAGCUUUCGACCACUGGGGACCGGGACCGGGGUCGUACUUACAACCGGCCCAGUCGCAUCCCCAACAACAACCGCCGCCCGCUUCCCCUUCCCCCUCAACACCACAACCUUCUGGUCCAACGGAACCGCAACAACAGCUCCAACAGUCCGAGGCACCGGUACGGGUACGGGUACGGGAAUAUUGGUUACUGACACAGGCUAUUACAACACCUCUACUCCCCUUCCCACCACCUCCACCUCCACCUCUACAACAUCAGCCAAACCAACAGCCACCACCCAAGACUUAACCUGCGGCGAAACCUCCACCCCGUUCUCGCUUCGCGUCUCCCAACCCGGCGGUACCUUUGACAAUUGGUUCGUUCACGUCGUUGGUAAUGGUCUGCUCUUUACCAGCAGUCAAUCCCUCGCCAGCUCGUUUAGUGUAGAGGGGACUGGACAUUUGUGUGCUGUUGGGUAUAACGAUGGGAGUAGUGGGAGGCCGAGGAUUGCGGCGGUGGGUGUUGCUGGUGCUGGUGCCGGGGAUGAUGGGAGUGGUGACGGGACUGGUGAAGGGAGUGGCGAGGGAGGAGGGUAUGAGGGGCCGGUGUGGAUGUUGAGGCAGGGGACGUUGAAGGCUUAUUGGGAGGAGGAUUAUACAGCUUUGGAGUGUACGAGGGAUGGGGGGUUGAGUUGUAAGCCUGCUAAUUCUACGAGUGGUGCGGUUGGGAGGUGGGUUGGAUGUGGAGUGCAGUUGAGUUUGGGGAGUGAAGGGGUGGGUGCUGGGGGGGUGAACUGUACUUCUGUUUCUUUGGAGGUUGUCG